Aspergillus mulundensis is the source of this 1374-nucleotide messenger RNA. Its product is annotated as cytochrome P450. The transcript has 8 exons. Bases 1 to 1374 code for a protein of 457 amino acids. Gene Ontology annotation, molecular function: monooxygenase activity; oxidoreductase activity, acting on paired donors, with incorporation or reduction of molecular oxygen; iron ion binding. The record is from RefSeq and is a predicted model, not a curated record. Lineage: Eukaryota; Fungi; Ascomycota; Eurotiomycetes; Eurotiales; Aspergillaceae.
AUGGCACUCAUUUCUCUCGUCCUCGCACUGCUGCUUACCUACAAUAUAGCCCUCAUUGUCCAUCGCCUUUACUUCUCGCCUCUAGCCAAGUUCCCCGGCUCCAAACUUGCAGCGGCAACAGGAUGGUACGAGUUUUACUUCGACUACUGGAAGAAUGGAAAGUACAUUUUUGAGAUUGAGCGGAUGCACAAAGUCUAUGGUCCGAUUAUCCGCGUCACCCCGGACGAGCUUUCUAUCCACGACCCCAACUUCUACAACGAAAUCUACGUUACCGAGAGCAAGCGGCGCACAAACUACUACGACUUGUAUUGCAAUGGAAUUGACUUCGAGGGCGCCCACAUCCUAACAGUCGACCAUGCCCUCCAUCGCAAACGCCGCAAGCCACUCGAGCCUUUCUUCUCCCGCAUGAACGUCCAGACCCUGCAACCAAUGCUCGCCGAGAUGACGCUCAGGUUUGAGCGGCGGCUGCGCGGCCUUGCAGGGACGGGCACGGUCGUGCGCCUGGACCACGCGGCUGCUGCGUUCUCCGGCGAUAUCAUCGCACGAAUCUGUCUGGAUAAUAUGGGGCAGGGUUGCUUUCUCGAUGAUCCGGAGUUCUCACCACACUGGUAUAACCUGAUCCACAUGCUGGUGCGCUCGAUUCCGCUAUUUAAGGCGUUUCCGGUUCUUAUACGCAACGCCGGCAACAAAACCGGCACCACCUCCCAGGCAACAGCGACCUCGCUUUUCCAUCACAUCGCGCAAAGCGACAUGCCCGAAUCCGAGCGCUCGCUCGAACGCCUCGCGAACGAAGCACAGGUGCUCCUCGGCGGCGGCACAGCAAGCACUGCGCGCACAAUCGCCUUCGCCUCGUUCUACAUCCUCGAUCGCCCAGACAUCCGCGCCCACCUCCGCACUGAGCUCGGCGAGGUCAUGGCGGACUGGCCGAGGCGUGUGCCGAGUUGGGCGGACCUCGAGAAGCUGGUUUACUUGCAGGCUGUGAUUAAGGAGGCCUUGCGGUUCGUAUUCCCUCUACCCCUCCCUCUCCUAAGCUACGGCGUCAUGCACCGCCUGCCCCGGAUCUCGCCGGACCAGCCAAUCCAGUACGGAUCCUACUCGAUCCCACCGGGCACCCCCGUCGGCAUGUCCGCCUACCUCAUGCACUCCGACCCAACCGUCUACCCCUCCCCCUCACAAUUCCAGCCACACCGCUGGCUCGGCCGCAUCGACCCAUCCAUGAACAGGAACUGGGUGCCCUUCGCCCGCGGCUCGCGCAAUUGCCUGGGGAUGAACACUCGCGGAAAUAAGCCUCUGCCUGGCGGUCUUGCAUCGGCCGGGUGGGCCGCAGAUGGAGCUGUUUGGCACGGACGAGAGCGACGUGGUGCAGGCGCAUGA